CCCAGAGUGCGCCCUUCCCACAUGCCCCCAGCCGUGAUCGCCAGCAGAUCGCACUGAUCAUCAGGGCAUUGAUGAUCAGUGCCCUGAAGUGCCGCCCAGCAGUGCCACCCAUCAGUGCCCAUCAUCAGUGCCACCCAUCAGUGCUGUCCAGCAGUUGCGUCCAUCAGUGCCAUCAGUCAAUACCGUCAGUCAGCGCCGCCUGUCAGUGUCUCCCAUCAGUGCUGCCUAUCAAUGACCAUCAUUGCUGCAUAUCAGUGCAGCAUCAUCAGUGCCUCCUCAUCAAUGCCCACCAGUGCCGCCUCAUCAGUGCCACCUCGUCAGUGCAACCUAUCAGUGCCCAUCAGUGCUGACAAUCUGUGCCACCUCAUCAGUGCCUAUCAGUGCUGUCUAUUGGUG
Messenger RNA from Staurois parvus, 396 nucleotides. The record is from the annotation of a GenBank genome assembly. Lineage: Eukaryota; Metazoa; Chordata; Amphibia; Anura; Ranidae.